Corticium candelabrum is the source of this 2625-nucleotide messenger RNA. Its product is annotated as acid sphingomyelinase-like phosphodiesterase 3a. Lineage: Eukaryota; Metazoa; Porifera; Homoscleromorpha; Homosclerophorida; Plakinidae. Bases 622 to 2184 code for a protein of 520 amino acids. Gene Ontology annotation, molecular function: phosphoric diester hydrolase activity. The record is from RefSeq and is a predicted model, not a curated record. The transcript is spliced from 3 exons.
AUUGCCAGCUGUGUUAAGAUUUCCGUCCGUCCGUGUGUACACAUGACCAGGUCGUCCAUAAGUCUCUAGUUGGCAUACACGCGUGCACAUCAAUGCUCCUACAGCGAUCCCCAGUUGCAAGUUGAGAACUGCAGGCUUGUAGACCCAUCUAUGCUUGCAGCUGAGUCUGCAAUCGUCUCCAACUAUAGUUGGAGUGAAUCUCCUUCGUACAUCAACAACGUCAGGCUGGUCAACCGAUUGACUGGUUACGUACUGACUUCACUCACAAAACGACGCCUAGAGACGAGUAUUCAGUAAUAUCAAUUGCUUGAAACGUUGUCACGGUUUUGGACGGCGAGGAAAGCACAAGGGUACACAAAUCACCGGGGUCCGAAAUCACCAGCAGCUUUGCAUCAUGACCGGUGAUAUGUGUACCCGACAUGAGGUCUGGAGCAUCGAGUCGACGGUCUGGAAUCGCGAGCAAAGCGCGAGGGUGCACAAAUCCGUCACUCUCCACCUGGAAGCGUUGAGGUAAGCCAAAAAUUGCGACGUGGGUUUUCCAUGCGGGUUGGUCACUUGUUAAGUUGAUUGUACUGAAACAUGCACACUUCUCAUCUGUUGCAGCAUUCAUAUAUCGCUAGAAUGGCAAAGGACUCGGCAGUCAAGCUGAUUGUUACUGAUGAAGAUGCAAAGCCAAUUGCUAAGUCACAGCAUAGUAACAAGCUUACUUUGUACUUUGGCUUGGCAGUGGCUGCUACCGUCGGCAUGACAGUUCUAGCUACAGUCCUAGCUGUCACCUGGGUCAAGAGUCUGCCAUGUACCUCUGGAACGUCCGGUAUUACUGCGCCUGCAGGUUGUGCUAUACCCAAGAGUACAUUUCCGGAAGAUUGGCUCAAGUUCUUUCAUAUUUCUGAUGUUCACAUUGACCCCGAAUACCUUGACAAUAUUUCAGGUGAUACCUAUUGUAGGAAUUAUUCUGCUGAAGCUAAACUUGCUUCUUACCUUGCUCCUUAUGGUCGACCAAACUGUGAUUCUCCGAAACUUCUGAUGCAGGACGCUUUCCAGACAAUGAAAAAAAUCAGCACUAGCAUAUGGGAGGAGAAUUGGCCUGACUUCAUUGUUUUCACAGGUGACAUGGCUGCCCACUCCCUUGGCACUCCCACAGGGGAUGUAGUUCUUGGAGCUAUUACCAUAGCUACAGAUGGGCUUCGAAACACAUUUCCAAACUCUUAUGUUUUCCCCUGUCUGGGCAAUAAUGAUAUACCAGAAGAUUACUACAUUCCUCCUCAUCCACAAGGAUGGUACACUGAAGUAAUGAACAAGUGGAAAGAAUUUGUUAUUUGUGAACACUGCUACUGGCGAUUUGAUCAGCAGCCUGUGAAAGAAAAUGAAUUUAUGAAAACGUUUGUUACUGGUGGUUAUUAUAAAGCACAGCUAACUCCUAAACUUAGUUUGCUUGUGUUAAACACCAAUUAUUUCAGUGCCUGGGCAACUGUUCAAACAGAGCUGUUUUUGGAGACUGCAAAAGGUCAACUGGAAUGGUUGAGACAGCAGCUUCAGAGUGCUGAAGACAAUGAUGCAAAAGUGAUUAUUUCAGGUCACAUACCACCUGGCAUCUCUACCUAUGGUUUGUCACCUCUUUGGUUUGACAACUAUACUAAAACAUAUUUGCACUUGACUGCAGAAAGAUAUCCUCAUGUUAUUGGAGGACAGCUGUUUGGCCACAUACAUAGGGAUGACUUCAGAUUUUUCUUUGCUCAACCUGAUCAGCCAUUGGUGGAGGAGUCGUCGGCAAUCCUCCUAACUCCAUCUAUUUCUCCAGUCUACAACAAUAAUCCAGCAUUCCGUCUGGUUUACGUUGAUGACCAAACCAACGCAUUUGUAGAUUACAAGCAAUGGUACUUAAACAUGGCUCUGUCAAAUGAGCACAACGAAACUCACUGGUUCCAUGAGUACACAUUCUCUGAAUCAUAUCCAUCGUGCUUUGGACAAGUGAUUAAUAAUGAGAAGAUCCUUGACAUCACUAAUGGUGUUAUCUCCAGGAGAGAGGACUACACGUGGCUGCAGUAUAUCUGGCAUCGUCAAACCGAGUUUCUCCCAGACACAGCAACAUUCUCACAGAAUUUACAAUAUUGUUGUAUGCGCAGUAUAACCUCAGACAUCCUUGAGAAGUGCAAGAAAGAGCAUCCAUUUAUACCUGGAUAAACAGCACAUGGCAAACUGACUCAUCAAUUCUGUUCUUGUUUGGGAUGUCCCAAUUUCUUCAACUUCAUCUUAGUUACUGUUGACUGUUUAGUGAUGAAAACCUAUUAGUCUUUAAAUGGUAUAAGGCAGUUACAUUGAUCACAAAGUAAACUCAUUAUUCAGUGUCUAUUAUAACAUUCAGUGUGUCAUGUGUGUGUUGAUUGAUAUAACGCAUUGAAAUUUUAAAUUACAAAACAAUCUUUUGAAAUUGAUAAACACAAUCAUGCUUAAUAGUCAUUUGUUGUGAACACGGAUGUUUUUAUGGCAAUAUAAUGACAAAUUGGAUUAAGACCUCUGAACAGAAAAAGGUAAGAUAACAGGUUCUGUUUCCAAGUUAGAGUUCGAUCUGUCAGAGUUGGAGUUGGGUCCAACAGUCACAACACAAUAAUUUAUAAUUUCUGU